Dipodomys spectabilis (banner-tailed kangaroo rat) is the source of this 5442-nucleotide messenger RNA. RefSeq names its product capping protein regulator and myosin 1 linker 1 (gene Carmil1). Gene Ontology annotation, biological process: cell migration; regulation of Arp2/3 complex-mediated actin nucleation. Gene Ontology annotation, cellular component: plasma membrane; lamellipodium. Gene Ontology annotation, molecular function: protein binding. Lineage: Eukaryota; Metazoa; Chordata; Mammalia; Rodentia; Heteromyidae. The record is from RefSeq and is a predicted model, not a curated record. The coding region runs from base 110 to 4372 and encodes 1420 amino acids. The transcript has 38 exons.
CUCCCCACACCUCCCUCCCCCAGAAAACAGAUACUGGGGGCUCCGAAAAGGGCGAAGGGCCGUAAAUCAGAGUUGGACCUGUAAUUCUCCCCGCACCUAGGGGGCAACCAUGACCGAGGAGAGCUCCGACAUUCCCCGGGAGUUGAUAGAAAGCAUAAAGGAUGUGAUUGGCAGAAAGAUAAAAAUUGCAGUGAAGAAGAAAGUAAAGUUGGAACUGAAAGGAGACAAAGUUGAAAAUAAAGUACUGGUGCUUACAUCAUGCCGAGCCUUCCUUGUCACAGCUCGAAUCCCUACUAAGCUCGAGCUAACCUUCAGCUACCUGGAGAUUCAUGGCGUCAUCUGUAGCAAGCCAGCUCAGAUGGUUGUGGAAACUGAGAAAUGCAACAUUUCCAUGAAGAUGGCAUCUCCAGAAGACGUGAGUGAUGUGCUGGCACACAUUGGCACGUGCCUGCGGAAGAUCUUUCCUGGCCUCUCUCCAGUGAGAAUCAUGAAAAAAGUCUCCAUGGAGCCAUCUGAGCGCCUGGCCAGCCUCCAGGCUCUGUGGGACAGCCAGACCGUGGCAGAGCAGGGCCCCUGUGGUGGAUUUUCUCAGAUGUAUGCCUGUGUUUGUGACUGGCUUGGAUUCUCAUACAAGGAAGAAGUACAAUGGGAUGUGGAUACGAUUUAUCUAACACAAGACACCAGGGAAUUGAAUUUGCAGGAUUUCAGUCAUCUUGAUCACAGAGACUUAAUACCUAUCAUCGCUGCUCUGGAAUACAAUCAGUGGUUCACAAAGCUGUCCUCUAAGGAUCUAAAAUUGUCUACUGAUGUUUGUGAGCAGAUCUUGAGAGUGGUGAGUAGGUCUAAUCGACUAGAAGAAUUGGUAUUGGAAAAUGCUGGACUUAGAACAGAUUUUGCACAAAAACUGGCUGGUGCUCUAGCACAUAAUCCCAACUCAGGACUUCACACUAUUAACCUUGCUGGCAACCCACUGGAGGAUAGAGGUGUGGCCUCUUUAAGUAUUCAAUUUGCCAAACUCCCAAAGGGACUGAAGCAUUUAAAUUUAUCUAAAACCUCACUGUCACCUAAAGGGGUGAAUAGCCUUUCUCAGUCACUCAGUGCCAAUCCAUUGACUGCCUCCACCCUUCUCCAUCUCGACCUCUCAGGGAAUAUCCUUCGAGGAGAUGACCUCUCGCACAUGUACAGUUUUUUGGCCCAGCCAAAUGCCAUUGCUCAUCUGGAUUUAUCCAAUACAGAAUGUUCCCUGGAUAUGGUCUGUGGAGCUCUUCUCCGUGGAUGCCUUCAAUAUUUAGCAGUGCUCAAUCUCUCCAGAACUGUUUUCUCUCACCGGAAAGGAAAAGAAGUCCCACCAUCUUUCAAGCAGUUUUUUAGUAGUUCUCUAGCUUUGAUGCAAAUCAACCUGUCUGGCACAAAACUGUCUCCUGAGCCUUUAAAAGCACUAUUACUGGGCCUGUCUUGUAAUCAUAGCUUGAAGGGGGUUUCUCUUGAUCUCAGCAACUGUGAGCUGAGGUCAGGAGGGGCUCAAGUCUUGGAAGGUUGCAUUGCUGAAGUACACAAUAUCACCCGCUUAGACAUCUCUGACAAUGGUUUAGAAUCUGACCUAUCUACCUUAAUAGUGUGGCUCAGUAAGAACAGAUCAAUACAGCACCUGGCGUUAGGCAAAAAUUUUAAUAAUAUGAAAUCCAAAAAUCUGACACCUGUAUUGGACAACUUAGUACAGAUGAUUCAAGAAGAAGACUCACCUCUUCAGUCCUUAUCCCUGGCUGACUCCAAACUCAAGACUGAUGUCACCAUCAUCAUCAAUGCCCUGGGAAGCAACACUUCUUUGACCAAAGUGGACAUCAGUGGGAAUGGGAUGGGGGACAUGGGAGCAAAGAUGCUUGCCAAAGCCCUGCAGAUCAACACCAAGCUCAGGACUGUAAUAUGGGACAAGAACAAUAUCACUGCACAAGGCUUUCAAGAUAUAGCUGUUGCUAUGGAAAAGAACUACACAUUGAGAUUUAUGCCAAUUCCCAUGUAUGAUGCUUCUCAAGCUCUUAAAACGAAUCCUGAGAAAACAGAAGAGGCUCUACAAAAGAUAGAAAACUACCUGCUACGGAAUCAUGAGACCAGAAAGUACCUUCAAGAGCAGGCUUACCGACUCCAGCAGGGGAUAGUCACCAGCACCACCCAGCAGAUGAUUGACAGGAUAUGUGUGAAAGUACAAGAUCAUCUCAACUCCUUACGAAAUUGUGGGGGAGAUGCUAUCCAGGAAGACUUAAAAUCAGCAGAACGGCUCAUGCGUGAUGCUAAGAACUCUAAAACGUUGUUACCAAAUUUAUACCAUGUUGGUGGUAUGUCUUGGGCAGGAGCCAGUGGCUCAUUAUCCAAUCCAAUUCAAGAGACGCUGGAAUCAAUGGCUGGAGAAGUUACAAGAGUUGUAGAUGAACAACUAAAGGCUUUACUCGAAUCCAUGGUUGAUGCCGCUGAGAACCUUUGUCCCAAUGUGAUGAAAAAAGCCCACAUUCGACAAGACUUGAUUCAUGCCAGCACUGAAAAGAUUUCCAUUCCACGUACCUUUGUUAAAAAUGUCCUGUUGGAGCAGUCUGGAAUUGAUAUCCUUAACAAAAUUAGUGAAGUGAAGCUGACAGUGGCCUCCUUCCUGUCUGAUCGGAUUGUGGAUGAAAUCCUGGAUGCACUCUCACACUGCCAUCAUAAGCUGGCAGACCAUUUCAGCAGACGCGGCAAAGCUCUUCUUCAUCAAGAGUCCCUAGAAAUCGAACUGGCUGAGGAGAAGCCAGUGAAACGCUCUGUUGUCACAGUGGAGGAGCUAACAGAGGUAGAGCGCUUAGAAGAUCUGGAUACUUGUAUGAUGACCCCCAAAUCCAAAAGGAAGAGCAUCCACAGCCGGAUGCUGCGGCCAGUGUCUAGAGCUUUUGAAAUGGAGUUUGACCUGGAUAAAGCACUGGAAGAGGUGCCAAUUCACAUCGAAGACCCUCCUUUCCCAUCCAUCAGACAGGACAAGCGAAGCUCCGGAUUUAUCUCUGAAUUGCCCUCGGAAGAGGGGAAAAAGCUGGAGCACUUUACAAAGUUAAGGCCAAAGCGAAAUAAGAAGCAGCAGCCCACACAAGCCACGGUCUGUGCUGUCAACAUUGUCUCUCAAGAUGGAGAACAGAAUGGCCUUAUGGGGAGAGUGGAUGAAGGUGUAGAUGAAUUUUUCACCAAGAAAGUGACCAAACUGGAUUCCAGGAGAUCCUCUUCCAGAGGCUCUGAGUCCCAGGAGCUUGGGGAAGGAGGAGAAGAAAAGAAAAAACGAGACUCUCGGAAAAGUGGCUUUCUCAAUUUAAUCAAAGUCCGGUCCAAGUCAGAGCGGCCACCCACGGUGUUGAUGACAGAUGAACCCUCUUCACCAAAAGGCGCUGUGAGAAGUCCAGCUGUGGACACUCCCAGGAGAGACACAAAGGCAGCUGAGCACAAUGGCAGUUUUGAACGCACCGAGGAGAUAAAAACCCCCGACUCCUUUGAAGAGAGUCAAGGGGAAGAAACCGGGAGGCUGGAGCGUGCUGACAGUAGAGGCAGCCCACAGGGAGGGCGGAGAUAUGGGGUCCAGGUGAUGGGCAGUGGUAUGCUGGCAGAGAUGAAGGCCAAGCAGGAGAAGAGAGCCGCCUGUGUGCAGAAGAAGUUUGGGAAUGAUGCCAUCUCCCAGGAUUCUUCUAGCUCAGCCCUGGAACGAUUGGAAGGAGGUGGAGCAGUGCCUAAACUGCAUCCUGGUCUCCCAGAGAACCGCUUUGGUUUGGGGACACCAGAGAAGAACACUAAAACAGAACCCAAAGUGGACAUGGGCUCCAGGUCCCGGAAUUCGUCCAGUACACCUACAAGCCCGAAGCCCCUUCUGCAGUCUCCCAAGCCCAGCCCAGCAGCAAGGCCCACCAUUCCACAGAAACCAAGAACCAUCUCCCGACCUGAAGACAUCCCAGACUCUCCAUCGGGCCCUAGUUCCCCUAAAGUUGCUCUUCUUCCACCUGUCCUGAAAAAAGUUCCCUCAGACAAAGAGAGAGAUGGCCAGAAUAGCCCCCAACCCAGUCCCAGGACAUUUUCACAGGAAGUAGUGCAAAGAGGAGAUUAUUACAAAAGACAUUCAGAUCAUGACAGUGGCAAGCCUUCCAGUAGAGGGAAAAGAUCUUCAAAACUGUACUCCACCAUUGCAGAAGAGGAAGUGAAUGCAUUUGGGCACAGGAAGUCACAGCCAACAAAUGUUUCAAGGAGAAGCUGGGGCCAGCAGGCCCAAGAGAAUCAAGAAAAAAAGCAACGCUCCUCCAGUAGAGAUGGGCCCCCAGGCAGCAGGUCUAGUGACUCCGGAGAAGAGACUGAAAAAGAGUUUAUUUUUGUGUAAAAGUCACCCAAGCAGAAGUCUUCCUGGGUAGGGUGAUUUUGUCAGCCUUCAGAGAGGAACCAAGGGCAACACCUCUUCCCUUCUCUUGGUGCUUUAUUCUGUUCUCUUUUUUUCUUCCUUCUUUUUUCUUUCCUUUUUUUUUUUAAGUGUAAAAACAGAUCAAUUUCUUGAUUAUCAAAGCACUUUUUUUUUUUGCCUUUCCCCUAAUUCUUGGCAUUUGAAUUCUCAAUAUUAUUCCUAUGCCCUCAAUGAAAGCCAGCAAUUAUACCAUGGGCCCUACUUGAAUUUCUCUGAGGCAGCUACAAACUGCCCUGCAAGAUGAAUUUUCAGAGGUUAACAAAGUAACUGGAUCCACAGUCACACAAGUAACUUCAUCCAGUAGACCAUAGGGGUACUGCUGAAUGCACUUGUGUCAAAUCUGCACAUAAUUCAAUAUAGCAAUUUAUUCUUGAUGUACGCAAUUGCACAUUGUAAUUAUAUUAACAGAGCACACUAAUAAAUAAUUUGUAUAAAUUAUAUAUAUUAGAUCUUGGGUAUGAUUUUUUUACAUUAUCCCAUGGAGAACUUCUUUCCUCCUGAUAUGGAAUUGUAUAUUAAAAGCUUGGUUGGUGACCUUCACAUACCAUCAACAAUCACAGCUUAAGAACAGAGUGAGAUAGGCCAAUGGCUUAUUUUACCAUGUGCCCAGAUUAGUGUAUAUACCCGAUUGAAAUGAGGUUUUAUGAAUAUCCAUGUUUUUGAAGGCCUUUAAUGUCUGUCUGCAUAAUAGCUUUUAAUGUGUGAUUUUAAGAGAGAAAUACUUUGACACCUGUAAAAUAUUAAAAUACAGUUCUUUAUAAGACAUUUCACAAAUAUUCACUUACAUUACAGGCUGAAGGUAUUUUAUUCAUAUGUAUUAUAUUUAUACCAAUAAAAUGAUUUUACAAGUGGAAUUUUUUUACCUUCUCUGGUUUUUUUAAAGUUAGGAUUGGCUUAUGUUGGUGACUUGAAAUUUGUUUCUAAGAUCUAAAAUAAUUACCAUUCUUAGACCUGGGAAACAUCUGCAAAAUACAUAUAAUUUGCUAAUUCUU